Molecule: messenger RNA, 3538 nt
Organism: Astyanax mexicanus (Mexican tetra)
Lineage: Eukaryota; Metazoa; Chordata; Actinopteri; Characiformes; Acestrorhamphidae
Gene: lrrc24
Product: leucine rich repeat containing 24
Exons: 5
Coding region: 532-2352 (606 amino acids)
Molecular function (GO): protein binding
Source: RefSeq, a predicted model, not a curated record
GGGGAAGCGGAACAGCGCGAGAGGCUCGUGCAGGACUGAGCUGGAUGGGAGCUUUAUGCAUUGAUGAAGCGUCAGAUCGCUGAUUGGGAAGCGUUGAAUAAAGCCGGAGGGAUCGAAGAAGUGUAGAUCGCGCAGGUCGCGCGGGACAAACGGUAGGCGGCGCGACAACAUCCUCAUCAUCAUCAUCAUUGCGUGAUAUUUGCGUACGGAAGGGUGCGCGCGGUGGACGCUGACCAGGCGAAUGGAGGGACAGGACCCUGGCCUUUAGGGACCGCCGCUAACCACGGGUGGAAUGAGGCUCGUGCGCCCGUGUUUGGUUCGCAACCUUAACGUGGAUUGACGGCCAGCCAAUCUCAGCCCUGAAAGGUCCGAUUGUCCUACAAAGCCGCUAAUUGAUUUGAAAUGAAUUGAAUUGAAUUCAGGAGACCAGCUCAUAACGAAACGUUGGAACAUUGAAACGUCGGAACGUCUGCAGAACUGAAGCAGCACUUCUUGGCUCGAGACGUUUGACAGGCGCUGUGGUGUUCGGAGAUGGCUCUGCUCCUCCUCCUCCAUAUUCCCUCGCUCCUGGCCCUGCUGGCCCUGUUCCCCUCGCUCUCUCUGGGCUGCCCCUCGGGCUGCCGCUGUUACAGCCUGACGGUGGAGUGCGGCUCCAUCGGCCUCAAGGAGAUACCGCGGGGCAUCAUCCACGGCACGCAGACCAUCUUCCUUCAGGACAACGCCAUUGGUCAGAUCCGAGGUGAGGACCUGUCUGGCAUGGGCUGCCUGCACUAUCUUUACCUGCAGAACAACAGCAUUACGGUUAUGGAGCCGGGGGCCUUCGUAAGCCUGAGCCAGCUGCUGGAGCUCGCCCUUAAUGGGAACAGACUCCACCUGAUCUCCGCUGAUGUUUUCCGUGGCCUGGAGCACCUGCGCAUCCUGUACCUGGCAGGGAACCAGAUCACCCGGCUGGAGGACUACACCUUCCGCGGCCUGCAGCGCCUACAAGAACUACACCUGCAGGAAAACACCAUGGAGGCCCUGGAUGAGCAGGCCCUAGUGGGCCUAUCCUCUCUGGCUCUGUUGGACCUCAGCAGGAACAACCUAAGGACCCUCAGUCCAGCUACGCUCAGACCCCUAAUCAGCCUACAGGUUCUCCGCAUCACAGAUAACCCAUGGCGCUGCGACUGUGCCCUCCACUGGCUUCGUGGUUGGAUCAACGAGGAAGGCCAGCGACUCCUGAGCUCGGCAGAACGGAGGCUGCUUUGCGCAGAGCCCCCACGCCUUUCUCACCUGAGCCUGGUGGAGGUUCCUGCCAACAGCCUGGUGUGCAUCCCACCUGCUGUCCAACUGGAGCCCAGUCACUUGACUGUGCGUCUGGGAGAGAGCCUGCGAGUUUCCUGCCAAGCCUCUGGCUAUCCCCAGCCCCAGGUCACCUGGAGGAAGGCAUCUCAUGGCAAAGCCCAGCUGUCUCCUCGAGGGUUGGUGCAGGAGGUAGGCAUGGAUGGAGAUAGCAGAGCCAGCGGAAGGCUGGUGACAGCCAGGCCUAGCGGAAACGGGGGAACCGUCGGUGGCCGGAAUCCAGGGCGAGGGAUGGAGGAUAAUGGAGACAGAGACAACUUUGGUCCAGAUACAGGUAGUGGAAUGCUCUUCCUGAGCAAUGUGACUGUGGCCCAUGCAGGACGCUACGAAUGUGAAGCUUGGAAUCCAGGUGGAGUUGCCCGAGUGACCUUCCACCUUUCUGUCAACAUGUCUUCUUCCUCAUCCUCUUCAGCUGUCUGGCCUCGCUUGCAUUCCUCAUCAUCCUCCUCCUCUUCUUCAUCCUCCUCAAACUACCACCCGUCUUCAGGAGACGUCAGCCAAGAACCUAUUUACGAGCUGGAGAGCAUGGACUUUAAUGCUCUGGGCACCGCCACCCAGACAGCGAUUGCCGUUGGCAUCUCUCUGCUUGCUCUUACCGCAUUGCUCCUGCUCUGCAUGAUCUACAGUCGCCAUCGUCAGCGGCAGAAAGAGGAGGGUGGUGGCUAUGGGCCAAGCAAGGAGGAGUCCAUCCUCUACGUCAAUGACUAUUCCGAUGGACCCACCACCUUUGCUCAGCUCGAGGAGUACCGGGAUGAACGGGGUCACGAGAUGUAUGUGCUGAAUCGUGCCAAGCCGGUGCUCCCCCCUCCACCUGUACCAGGACACAAUCCUCUGCAGACCAGCGAGUGUCUCCAAGGCCAAGGAGUCCUGACCCCAGGUAGAGUAACAGGCCUUGGUCCUCGCAGGGCUCCUGCAGAAGGUGGUGAAGGACCUCCGCCAGAUCCAGAGGGACUGUUCAUCAACCAGAGCCUGCUGUUCGACACACAGAUUGCCUAUGAGAUCCACUGCUGAGGAGGAGCGAAUCGACUCAGUUUGAAAGGAGAAGAGGUCGUAAAAAGGCCAACUAAGAAAAGGCUCAUUGACUGCACAUGGCACUUGAGGGAGGGAGGAGUUGAAGGUUGAACAGGUUCAACAGGUUGCUGGAGGAUCUGCCUAUUUCUGUUUUUUGUUCCAAAAGCAAAAAUGCUUUGAUUAUUAUUAGAUUACAAGAACAACAUGAAGGUUGCUUCAAAAGGACAUUGAUGACUUACUUACCUUGCCAAGGGUCAAGAUCUGAUCUGAUCCACUUAAUCUGAUGCUUUAGGACCCAAGCUAGGACCUUCAACUGGACCAGUCAGAUAGAUGAACCUACCAAAAAGUGAGGCAGAGCACUGUAUAAUUUAUUUUUUCCUUCAUGUCUUGGAAGCUGGGAAGCGCGGUGGCAUCUUGAGGACCGGGCUGCCACAGUCAGACAGUCCUAGACACUGACCUACUUUUCAGGAGCAGAGGUGAGAAUAACGAAGGACAUUUUUGAGACUGUGUUUCCCUAUGUGUCAAACAUUUCGGUUGUUUUUUUUCCUGCUUCUGCCAGGCAAUGUGAAUAGCUGUCCUCGUUGCCCAUUCGGAAGCUUCCUUUAUAUUUUGAGAAUCUUUCUUUUCACUUUCAUACGGAUGACAUUUGUGUGCAUUCUCAUGCAAAUGAGAGCGGCAGAAGGAGCUGACUGAAAGCGUCUGAGAAAAAAAAUAGGUCAGUAUUUGUGAUAGCAACAAAAUAGGUGGAGUUAAUAUGUUUAGCGAAGACAAUAUUCUCUCACCUUCUCGACCUCUAUCUGAGUAACACUGUGAAAAAAAAGCUCUAGACAAUAGAUUUCCAGAAUGAUUAUCAACAUUUCUAAUGUAUCAAAUGGAUAGCGGUAGGUCAUCAAGAUGGCGUUAAGACAUUUUCCGCUAGAAUAGACGGUAAAGGAUUGCGUGAAUGUGAGCGUGCGAGAGAGAGACAAUAAGAAUGACCAGGUUUGUACAGAAAUUGCCUAUAAUCACUUCAGGGUAUACAUAUAAACGCUCAUCUCAGCCGGUUUAAGCUGGCGACAUCUGAAGGUGUGAAGCUUCUGCUCGGUAAAAUAGUUUUUGAAUAGUAUGUAUUUAUUUCUGUUUCUGUCAGAUGUCUAAUAAAUGUGACGUUCCUGUUUUAUGCAAAUAAAAUUUGCUUUUUGAUCCA